AUGGCCCUCAACUCCAUCAACGUGCAUGGCAACCAACCUUCACACACUCAGCCUUCCCUGCCUGCGUUGCCCGCUCACCUACAAUCAGACACACAGCUCACCGCACACUUGGCCAGCCGAUUCCAUGUCUCCCUACCAGUGGCAAGGCUGUCUUCACGGGCCUUGAUCUCGCUCAAUACCUAUACCUCAUCCGCCAAGGGUCCCGAUGGAGGGAAAGCAGGAAGUGCGAUGGGCGAGGCGGAGGAUUUGGCCGGAAGAGCAUGGUCAAGACUGGGGCAAAGAGCCGAAAAUCAAGCCGUCCUCUUCUUGGGAGAGUCCGGCUCGGGAAAGACAACACUGCGCUCCCACGUCCUCUCCUCAAUCUUGUCAUUCUCCUCAACGCCUCUUUCGACAAAGCUUUCCCUCGCUGCUUUCGUUUUUGAUACGCUCACGACCACAAAAUCCGUCACUACACCUACGGCUUCGAAAGCUGGUCUCUUCUACGAGUUGCAGUACGAUGCAUCAUCCAUGGCAAAUCCGACCCUCAUUGGAGGGAAGCUACUCGACCACAGGUUAGAGCGGAGUCGCAUUGCUUCCGUUCCGACCGGUGAACGAAGCUUUCAUGUACUCUAUUACUUACUUGCUGGGACCAGCCAAGCCGAGAAGAGUCACCUAGGCCUCGACAAUCCAGGCAUCGUCGCUGAGAGCGGCGUAGCAAAUCGCACAUCUGGAACUAUCGGUCAUAAGAGGUGGAGAUAUCUUGGUCACCCUACACAGCUAAAGGUUGGUAUCAAUGACUCCGAAGGGUUUCAGCAUUUCAAGACAGCCUUGAGAAAGCUCGAGUUUCCACGAGGUGACAUCGCCGAAAUAUGCCAGAUAUUAGCAAGCAUCAUGCACAUUGGGCAAUUGGAAUUUACGACAAGCGAAGCAACUAUGCCGGCAGCAGAUGAGAGUGGGGGCUACUCGCAUGAGGGAGGCGAAACGGUCACGGUCGUGAAGAAUCGAGAAGUUCUCAGCAUUAUUGCUGCUUUCUUAGGCCUAAGCGCCCAGGAUCUUGAACAGAGCUUGGGCUAUAAGACCAAAACAAUCGCUCGCGAAAGAGUGACAGUGAUGCUGGACCCAAAAGGUGCACGUGAAAAUGCGGAUGAACUUGCGCGAACAUUGUAUUCGCUGCUCGUGGCUUUUAUAUUCGAGCAAACAAAUCAACGGAUAUGCGCCGAAGAUGAGUCCGUGGCGAACACGAUAUCCCUGGUUGAUUUUCCUGGUUUCGCCCAAUCUUCUGUCACAGGCUCAUCCCUUGAUCAGCUCUUAAAUAAUGCAGCCACAGAGCAAAUGUACAACUUUGCUUUGCAGAGCUUCUUUGAAAACAAAUCGGAUCUCCUAGAAAGUGAAGAUGUGACCGUGCCCGCAACAAGCUAUUUCGACAACUCGGAUGCUACUCGAGCGCUCAUGAAGCACAACAAUGGCUUGCUCAGCAUACUCAGCGAUCAAAGCCGUAGGGGCAGGACUGAUCACCAAUUCCUCGAGAGCAUCCGAAAGCGCUUUGAGAAUAAGAACCCCGCUAUCGCAGUUGGUAGUGCAACCACCAAAAUGCCUGGCACUAAUUUUAUGGUGCAAAAUAAUGAGGCUACCUUCACUGUCCGUCAUUUCGCUGGGGAAGUCGACUAUCCGAUCAAUGGACUAGUCGAGGAGAAUGGCGAGGUUGUGCCUGGGGAUUUGAUGAAUCUAAUCAAUUCCACGAAGAGCGACUUCAUACGUCAACUUUUUGGACAAGACGCACUGCAUACUGUAAUGCACCCUAAUGAGAAGACCGCUGUCAUGCAAGCGCAGGUCAGCUCUAAGCCUCUACGCAUGCCCAGCAUGGCCAGACGACGACCUGAAAGACCUGGACGGCUUGGUGCGCAACGUAUGAGCACUAAUUACUCCAACGAGGACGAACUGGACACAUCGCCAGGCGAAACUCGCAAAAGAAGUGCCGAUAAUCGGAAGGGAAAUCGUCUCGUUGGGAUUGACCAAGGUGCCUCUGGUCAAUUCCUAUCGUCUCUAGACAACAUUAUUCAAUCCAUUUCCUCGCCAAAUACGAAUUCUUACUUCAUCUUUUGCCUGAAGCCGAAUGAUCGCCGGAUUGCCAACCAAUUUGACAGCAAAUGUGUCCGGACCCAAAUUCAAACCUUUGGUAUUGCCGAGAUCAGCCAGCGGCUGAGGAAUGCAGACUUCAGUUUGUUCCUUCCAUUUGGUGAAUUCCUUGGCUUGACUGAGGCUGAAAAUAUUAUGGUUGCAAGUGAGCGAGAGAAGGCAGAGGCCGUACUGAACGAGAAAAGAUGGCCUGGAAAUGAAGCACGCAUUGGAACGACCGGUGUCUUCUUAAGCGAAAGGAUCUGGGCCUCGAUAGCCAAAGAAAGCGGUAAAGCACUUACUAACGACCGAGGACGCUUCUUUGAUACUGAUUUGAGUGACAUUGGAGACGACGGUCUUACGCCCAUGGAAAGCCGGGGCGUGACAGGGUCUAGAACCAAUCUUCUCGCACCUUCCAAAUCCCCUACGCCGGGAGCAUACAUAUACGGUGAUGAAGGCAAGCAUGGUGAAUAUCUCAGUGGACGAGAAGUUGACGGCCGCUCCGAUGCUGGUGCCUCAGCUUUCAACUCUGGCGACAUGUUUCAGAAUCUUGAAACUCGGGAGCAGAUGGCAGAGAAAGGCAAUAAGAAAAAGUUAGAGGAAGUUGACGAAGUCAAGACCACGGGCAGUCGCAAACGCUGGCUCGCUAUCGUGUGGCUAUUGACAUUCUACAUUCCAGACUUUCUCAUCAAAUGGACUGGCCGAAUGAAACGAAAGGAUAUCAGGACGGCCUGGAGAGAGAAGUUUGCCAUCAACCUUAUCAUAUGGUUGAGUUGUCUCUUCGUCUGCUUCUUCAUUGUGAUCUUUCCGCAGAUCAUUUGCCCGAAGCAGCAUGUUUAUUCGGCUUCCGAACUAUCUAGCCACGAUGGAAAGAAGGGGCACAGCUCUUUCGUCGCGAUUCGUGGAGAAGUCUACGAUCUGGGCGCCUUUAUGCCAAGCCACUACCCCAAGAUCAUUCCACAAUCGGCUUUGAAGAAGUAUGCUGGUCUAGAUGCCACAAGCCUCUUCCCUGUCCAGGUCUCUGCGCUAUGCAACGGCAAGGAUGGUAGCGUCGAUCCUAGCGUCCAGCUGGGGUACACACCUACCAAUGUAACGGGUUCUCCAACAGCGAACAGUGCUAUAGACCUGAAUGCCAAAUAUCACGAUUUUAGAUACUAUACGAACGACUCGCGGCCCGACUGGUGGUGGGAGCAAAAGCAAGUGCUGCGCUAUAAUUACAAAAAAGGUGAUGUUGGUUACACACCAUCAUAUAUCCAUACACUGGCUUCCAAGAAACAAUACAAUAUUGGCAUCAUCAACGGCAAGGUCUACGACAUGACAGCCUACAGCAAAGGUAAUGGGCGGGCAGAAGCUCCUCAAGGUCAAAGUCCACCAAAAGACGUUGACACCCAGUUCAUGGACCCAAUCGUGACGGCACUGUUUUCUCAAGGUUCUGGCCGAGAUCUCACCAAAGACUGGCAGAAUAUCCAGCUUGGCCCAGAUGUGAAGAGACGAAUGGAGAUCUGUCUCGACAACCUGUUCUACGUCGGAAAAUCGGAUACAAGGAAUUCACCACAAUGCAAAUUCUCUCAGUACAUCCUACUUGCCAUUUCGAUCCUCCUGGUUAGUGUCAUCGGUUUCAAGUUCUUUGCUGCAUUACAAUUUGGAAAGAAGAACCUGCCGGAAAAUCUCGAUAAGUUCGUGAUCUGCCAGGUCCCAGCCUACACUGAAGAUGAGGACUCACUCCGUCGUGCCAUUGAUUCAGCCGCACGCAUGAAGUACGAUGAUAAACGCAAGCUUCUUGUCAUCGUUUGCGAUGGUAUGAUCAUUGGCCAGGGUAAUGACCGGCCUACGCCCCGCAUCGUGCUCGAUAUCCUCGGUGUCUCGGAAACUGUCGAUCCUGAACCUCUCAGCUUUGAAAGUUUGGGUGAGGGAAUGAAGCAACACAACAUGGGCAAAGUGUAUUCCGGCCUAUACGAGGUGCAAGGUCAUAUUGUUCCAUUCCUGGUGGUGGUCAAGAUAGGCAAGCCUUCUGAAGUCUCUCGACCUGGGAACCGAGGCAAACGUGACUCGCAGAUGGUGAUCAUGCGGUUCCUAAAUCGUGUACACUACAACCAUGCAAUGAGCCCUCUGGAACUGGAAAUGCAUCACCAAAUACGAAACAUCAUUGGAGUCAACCCGACCUUCUAUGAGUUCAUGUUACAGAUUGAUGCCGACACGGUCGUGGCACCAGACUCUGCCUCUCGAAUGGUGGCUGCUUUCCUGCACGACACUCGCUUGAUCGGCAUAUGCGGAGAAACAGCCUUAUCAAACGCUAAAUCUUCGCUCACCACCAUGAUCCAAGUAUACGAAUACUACAUAUCUCAUAACCUGACAAAGGCGUUUGAAUCCCUUUUCGGCUCUGUGACCUGUCUCCCGGGAUGCUUCACCAUGUAUCGCAUCAGAGCUGCCGAGACAGGAAAGCCACUCUUCGUCAGCCGGGAGAUUAUCGAAUCGUAUUCGCAAGUCCGUGUCGACACUCUGCACAUGAAGAACCUCCUUCAUCUUGGUGAGGAUCGUUUCCUGACUACUCUUCUCCUCAAGCAUCACCCAAAGUACAAGACCAAAUACACUUUCCAUGCUCACGCUUGGACUAUUGCACCCGACAGCUUCAAGGUUUUCUUGUCUCAGCGUCGGAGAUGGAUAAACUCGACGGUCCACAACCUUGUCGAAUUGAUCCCACUCCAACAAUUGUGCGGCUUCUGCUGCUUCAGUAUGAGGUUUGUCGUUUUCUUGGAUUUGCUGUCUACCGUUGUUCAGCCGACGGUAGUAGCAUACCUUACCUAUCUCAUUGUGGUAGUCUCUUUGAAUAGCACAGUCAUCCCGUUGAUGGCGUUUGUCCUCCUUGGCGCCAUCUAUGGUUUGCAAGCGAUUAUCUUCAUUCUCCGGCGGAAGUGGGAGAUGAUAGGAUGGAUGAUCAUCUAUAUCAUAGCUAUACCAGUCUUUUCCCUGGGUUUGCCACUGUACUCAUUCUGGCAUAUGGACGACUUCUCAUGGGGUAAUACCCGUGUCGUUACUGGUGAGAAAGGCCGCCAAAUCGUCAUCUCCGAUGAAGGCAAGUUCGAUCCAAACAGCAUUCCGAAGAAGAAGUGGGAAGAGUAUCAAGCGGAGCUGUGGGAUGCUCAAACCCAACGAGACGACAAGUCGGAGAUAUCAGGUUACUCGUACCAGACCAAGUCACGCUACGCUGGCUCAGAUUACGGGUACCCACCUUCGAGGCCAAUGUCUCAGAUGGAAAUACCAAGAUAUGGCUCGCGGCUGUCACUUGCACCGUCGGAGAUGGGAUUGGCGAAUGCGCAGAUGAGCAAAGAGGGCGUCAUGAUGUCCGAAUUUGCUGAAUUGCCUAGUGACGAUGCAAUUUUGGCCGAGAUUAGGGAUAUACUAAGGACCGCUGACUUAAUGUCCGUGACGAAGAAAAGUAUCAAGCUAGAGUUGGAAGGUAGAUUUGGUCUCAACUUGGAUGCGAAGAGGGCAUAUAUUGGUUCCGACGUCAUUGACUAA
Bacidia gigantensis is the source of this 5613-nucleotide messenger RNA. RefSeq lists its product as uncharacterized. Gene Ontology annotation, molecular function: chitin synthase activity; ATP binding; cytoskeletal motor activity. Gene Ontology annotation, cellular component: cell septum; myosin complex; cell periphery. Lineage: Eukaryota; Fungi; Ascomycota; Lecanoromycetes; Lecanorales; Ramalinaceae. The coding region runs from base 1 to 5613 and encodes 1870 amino acids. The record is from RefSeq and is a predicted model, not a curated record. The transcript has 2 exons.